UUUGGGAAUCCCAUUCCCGACUUUUUCCCCAGGUGAAUUCCCUGGACGACAACGGGGUCCUGGUGGGGAACUGGACGGGGGAUUAUUCCCGCGGCACCAACCCCUCGGCCUGGGCCGGAUCCGUGGAAAUCCUGCGCGGCUUCCGCGCCUCCGGAGCCCCCGUCAGAUACGGGCAGUGCUGGGUGUUCGCCGGGGUCAUGACCACUGUGCUGCGCUGCCUGGGCCUCCCCACCCGCACGGUGACCAACUACAACUCCGCCCACGACACCGACGUGUCCCUGACCACCGACAUCUACUUCGACGAGAACAUGAAGCCCCUGGAGCGCCUCAACACCGACUCCGUCUGGAACUUCCACGUGUGGAACGACUGCUGGAUGAAGCGGCCGGAUCUGCCCGACGGCUACGACGGGUGGCAGGUGGUGGACGCCACCCCCCAGGAGACCAGCAGCG
Molecule: messenger RNA, 450 nt
Organism: Corapipo altera (White-ruffed manakin)
Lineage: Eukaryota; Metazoa; Chordata; Aves; Passeriformes; Pipridae
Product: protein-glutamine gamma-glutamyltransferase K-like
Exons: 3
Biological process (GO): peptide cross-linking
Molecular function (GO): protein-glutamine gamma-glutamyltransferase activity
Source: RefSeq, a predicted model, not a curated record